This is a messenger RNA of Oenanthe melanoleuca, 2564 nucleotides long. RefSeq names its product mucin-19-like. Lineage: Eukaryota; Metazoa; Chordata; Aves; Passeriformes; Muscicapidae. The record is from RefSeq and is a predicted model, not a curated record. The transcript has 4 exons. Bases 114 to 2564 code for a protein of 816 amino acids.
GGGACUCCAGCUCUGCAGGAGAGGCAGACAGGGAGGGACGGAGGGAGCUGCUCCUCGCUGCUCUCUCCUCCCUUUGAGCUUCCCAGUGCUCUGCCUGUGCCGAGGCCUGAGGCAUGGGGACCAGGGGAUGGAUGCUCUCCGCCUUCCUGGGAUGCUGCGCGUGGAUUCUGCAUGGGCUCGGGGCUGUUGUUGCUGUCCCCGUCACCACCGAUGUGUCCUUUACUGAGGGGACAGCUUUCCCCAUGACAACAGAGGACAAGUGGGCCCGUGCUACCCUCCCUGCAGAGAUGAGCACCAUGGCAGCUGACACUGAGACCUUCCCUCCCUGGACUGAGACAGACCCAGUGACGGUGACAAGUGAAUAUGGCUCUUCAGUGCCAGCUUUGGUGAAUGGGACCAAGGCUCCUAACACAACCCAGAGUACUGAGGGAAAUUCAGCUGCUGCCAAUGCAGCCACUGCUGCCACCAUCACCGCACAGCACCCCGCUGUCACCCCAGAAGCAGUGCAGGAUGAACUAGAGGCCACUCCUGAUGUCCCUCUGGGGACCACCCCUGUCCUUGAGGAUGUGAAGGAGAACAUCCUUGCAGACAGAGGAGAAGACACAGACCUCAGUACUGCCACUGCAUCCCUCCACACCACCUCUCCACCAGCAGUCACCUGGGUGCCAGAGCCAACUGCUGGUGUCACUGUGCUGCUGAGCCAAGGGCUGACCACAGCCAAGGAGGAAAGUGUAAUCCUGCCUGGAGCUACUCAAAGUGAAGCCAGUGCCAGCUCCUCCUCAGGCCCCAGUCCUGAUGCCAGGGAGCUGCUUCCAACCCAGCAGGAUGGAGCAGUGGGUGGGGUUGAGGACAUUAACCCAGAGCCAGCAGGAGAAAUGGCCCCAGCUGAUGAGGAAAGUCCCUUGGCUUCAGAAUCUGGAGAUCCAGGAGAUGCAAUAAAUGGUGAAUUCAGCACAGCCAACUCAUCCCACCUACCUCCAGAGAGCCCGACAAUAUCAGGAGCAGUGGAAAACCCUGGGAAGUCCUCCCUCCUCCCUGGCCAGGCACUGAGCCCAGACACUUCACUGACACCAUCCAAUGGUGGGGAUGGGGAUGGGCAGGGAGUUCCCAGGGUGUCACCAGACACUUCUGGUUCAGCCUUGUCACCUGCAGCCAGCAGGGCACCAGUGGCACCUGAGGAAUCAGAGGACACUGCCACCUCACUGCCCGCCCUAGGGCUUCCCACUGGUGCACAGAGUGACACGAACCUCCCAGUCUCAGCCACUGCACUGACCACAGGGGAUGUGGGAGCUGUGGAUCAGGCCAGUCCAUCCCUCCAGCCUGCCCCAUGGCAGACCCCCACUGGAGAACAGCCACUGCUUCUUCCUGAUGCUCUGACAUCCCCCACAGACACCCCCAGUGCUCCUGAGCCAGAGGCUGAAGCCAGCACCCUGCCUGAAGCUGAUGGUGCAGCAGAGACACCAGCAAGUCCUGACCUCGCUACUGGCCCAGAAGCAGCCGUGUCUCCUUCUCUUGGGGAGCCACAGACAGCAGGGAUGCCAGCUGGAACUCCCCAGGAAGCCGAUGGACUUGGCACUGGCUUGAGUUCAGACUCAGACGCCCCCAGCCCAGCCCCUCUUGUACCUGAUGGGCUGGCAUGGCCCACUGCUGGGAUCCAGGGUCAGGGAGCUGAGGGGGUAGGGGACGUGGCACAGGUGGGAGGUCCAGGGGAUGCCAGUCCCCAUGAAGACACCCAGAGUGACAUGAGUCCCCCAGCCCUUCAGCCAGCAGUAUCUCCUGCUGAUAAUGGAGAGCUGCUGCCUGGAGGAACAGAAGACUUGGCAAAUGCUGAACUUUCCUCUACAUCAGCACUUGGGGAUGGAACAGAAGCAGGGGGAGCCCCAGCACUGGGACAAGUGUCCUCACUUGCACCUCCCAGCAAUGCUGGAAUGGAGCCUGGUCUGUCGGGAGCUGAAGGAUCAGGAGACCUGCCUGGUGAAUCUGCCAGUGCUCCUGGGGCUGUUUUCCCACCCCUGGGGUCUGUGGCUGGCCCUGUGUCUGAGGCAGAGACACCAGAGAGCCCUGACCUCGGUGCUGCCCAGGGGGCACCUGGAUCUCCAUCCUCUGGUGGCUCACAGCCAUGGGGAACAGCAGCUGGUGCUCCCGUGGGAUCAGGUCUCCCUGGAGCUGAAGGGCCAGACACCGACUCACCAUCAGCAUGGGACACCCCCAGCUCAGCAGUUCAUGGACCUGGGGCUGAGAGUGCAGGGGUUGUGGAGCAGGCAGGAAAUCCAGAGAGUGAAAAUCCCAACAUGGAGACAAGUCCUUCUACUGUCAGCCGUGAGCAGGACCUCACUAACACCGGAGAGCUGCCAGAAGAAGAUACAGGGGAUAUGAGACACCAGAGAGCCCUGACCUCGGUGCUGCCCAGGGGGCACCUGGAUCUCCAUCCUCUGGUGGCUCACAGCCAUGGGGAACAGCAGCUGGUGCUCCCGUGGGAUCAGGUCUCCCUGGAGCUGAAGGGCCAGACACCGACUCACCAUCAGCAUGGGACACCCCCAGCUCAGCAGUUCAUGGACCUGUAG